Molecule: messenger RNA, 584 nt
Organism: Oppiella nova
Lineage: Eukaryota; Metazoa; Arthropoda; Arachnida; Sarcoptiformes; Oppiidae
Source: the annotation of a GenBank genome assembly
AGAUAUUUUACGAGUAUUUAUAUGAUUUUGUGAAUACAAUGCAUGAAAGAAAGCAAAAGUAUUUUGCCUAUCAUUUUAUGGUGAAAGUAACGCACGACGACUUGAAUGGAGUCGGACUACUCGACCCCCUUAUCCAUCGACUGUUUACGCGACUUUUUGCCAAUAAUUUGCUCAAUAAUACAGUUUUGGUGUUUUUCUCGGAUCACGGCAUGAGAUUUGGUUCAAUCCGUGAGACACUGUCCGGUAAAUACGAGGACAGACUGCCGGCUAUGCAUAUAUACCUGCCGUCCCACUUGCGGACUCAUAACAUGACUGUCAAUGAGCACAGACUUACCACUCAUUUCGACAUUCACGCCACACUUAAACACAUACUCGAAGGUAAACCAAAUAAUACUCUAAAAUACGGCAAAACACUACUGGAAGAGAUACCGGUGACCAGGAGUUGUCAAUCCAUACCAAUCUUAGAGCACUUCUGCUCGUGUCAGUCGAGUCAAGUGAUCACUGAUCUCAAGAGUGUGGAAGUGAUGUCCAAAUUCAUAGUCAAACAAUUGAAUCAAUUAUUAUAUUCAACGAAAAACUCUUAA